AUGGAGUUUCUUCUCCAAAACCUUAAUACUUCACUUAUUGUUCUAGCUAUUGCCUUUUCUAUAAUUUUUCAUUAUCUUGCUCAAAAUAACAAGUAUCAAAAGCAAAAAUCACCGCCUGAAGCAGGUGGCGCGUGGCCAAUUCUAGGUCACUUUCUCACCUUCAGCCGCCGCGAAAAGCUUCCUCAUGUAGCCCUGGGAGAAAUGGCAGACAAGUAUGGACCAGCCUUCACUAUCCGGAUAGGUAUGCACAGAGUGUUAGUGGUCAGCGAUUGGAAAGUGGCCAAAGAACUCUGCACUUCCCACGACGUUCACAUUUCAUCUCGCCCCAAGUUUCGAGCCGCCAAACACUUGGGCUACAAUUACACUAUGCUUCCUUUCACUCCCUAUGGUCCUUACUGGCGCGACGUUCGCAAACUUGCUGCCACAGAGCUACUCUCCAACCGACGGCUCAAGCAGUUCAAGCACAUAAGAGUGUCCGAGAUCGAGACAUCCUUAAAGGAGCUCUAUAAGCUUUGGACGGAAAAGAAGAAUCCGAACCAUUCCGGUCGUGUUUUGGUGGAAAUGAAGAAAUGGUUCAGUGACUUGACAUUCAAUGUGUUGCUUCAAAUGGUGGCCGGAAAACGAUACUUCGGUACAUCAGCGGUUGGUGAUGAAGAAGAGGGGCGACGUUGUCAAAGGGUUAUUAGAGAUUUUGUUAAAUUUCUUGGGGUUUUUGUGCCAGCAGAUGCCCUGUCUUUCUUAGGAUGGUUAGAUAUUGGAGGGUAUGAGAAAGCCAUGAAAGAAGUUGGUAAAGAAAUGGACUCUCUUUUUGAGGAAUGGUUACAAGAGCAUCGUCUGAAGAAAGAGACCACGGGUGGCGGCGAGGAAGAUUUCAUGGAUGCGCUGCUUUCACGAAUAGAAGAGAUUGAUCUUAAUGGUAUAUCAAAUAAACAAUUCUCUUCUAUUGUUUAA
Messenger RNA from Ipomoea nil (Japanese morning glory), 951 nucleotides. RefSeq names its product cytochrome P450 82A3-like. Bases 1 to 951 code for a protein of 316 amino acids. The record is from RefSeq and is a predicted model, not a curated record. Gene Ontology annotation, biological process: defense response to other organism. Gene Ontology annotation, molecular function: iron ion binding; oxidoreductase activity, acting on paired donors, with incorporation or reduction of molecular oxygen; monooxygenase activity. The transcript has a single exon. NCBI's taxonomy places the organism in Eukaryota, Viridiplantae, Streptophyta, Magnoliopsida, Solanales, Convolvulaceae.